Molecule: messenger RNA, 675 nt
Organism: Peronospora belbahrii
Lineage: Eukaryota; Oomycota; Peronosporomycetes; Peronosporales; Peronosporaceae
Source: the annotation of a GenBank genome assembly
AUGGCAGGAAUUGCCCAGUUUGGGCUUGUGAUUGCAGGACGUCCCGUUAUGACUGAUUUUCGAGAGAUUGGUCCAGCACACUACGUAGUGGAUAUCCUCGACCCAACACAGAUUACGGACCUUACAUUCUUUUUAUUACCAGGAUCACCAGUGCCGUUAGGCUUUUGGAGGUACGUCAAAUCGGUCUUGUAUUUUGCAGUGCCUGCGUUGCAGAACUGGCAAUUACUAGGGACAGUAUUUGCAGAAAAACCGAGCGCUAUCUUCCGGACAUCGUGGCCAACACAUCCAGACGUAGUGGGCCAGCCCGUCUUGCAACUUGGUGUGUCCAUUGAAAAUCUGGACAGUGUCAAGAACUUGGGCAUUGAAGCUAGCGGACUGGAGGAACGCAAAGCGUUUGCGUUAAAAAUUGCUCAGGACCUAUUCAACUACCUCAGUUCCUUUUCUACGAGCAACAAUCAGAGCUAUAUGACGAUCCCCACAAAUUUGCUUGACAAGUGGAUGGAACGAAUUGUGACGAAGAAGAAGAACAAGUCGUUGGACGCACUACAAUUUAUUUCACAGCACUAUGGCAUUGUCCUCGUCAACAAACAUGUUCAGGCAGCACUUUGUAGGUCAAUUCCAUAUCAAAGUUACGCAAUGACGACGUUAUUGUUGCAGCUACAUUCUGGUCGGUGA